Molecule: messenger RNA, 324 nt
Organism: Clonostachys rhizophaga
Lineage: Eukaryota; Fungi; Ascomycota; Sordariomycetes; Hypocreales; Bionectriaceae
Source: the annotation of a GenBank genome assembly
AUGGCACCAAUCGAGUUAGCAGCUGUCAUUACACCCAAGCCUGGCCAGGCCGAAAAAUUUCUUGCAUUAUUCGACAAAUGUGUUCAAUAUGUGCAGGCCAAUGAGCCGUAUGUGCUUCGGUAUGAGUUACACAAGGGAAUCAAGGAGCUUAACGGAAACGAACAAUUUGUGGUUCUCGAGAAGUAUGAAAGCAAAGAAGCAAUGGACAAGCACAUGCAGGCGCCGCCAAUCCAGGAAAUGGUGAACAUACUCGGAGAAGGCAAUUUAGCCGAUACACAAGUUAUCAUGACGACUAAAGGACCUGGGAUUCCUUCUCGAUUGUAG